CGGGGGCUUGAGAGUCGCGACGACGUCACACAAAAAGCGCCUGUUCAAAAAUGUGACAAAAAUAGUACUUGAGCCUCGACUAUUAAUUGGAUGGUUAGAAUUGAAAUAUUUUGUUUUUUUUGCUUGAGUGUGAGGAUACGCGUGGAAAAAUACACCUUGUGACAGUUCACUUGAAUGUAUGUCUAAUUUACACUUUUUGAUACCUUUUUUUGCUUGAAAGUCUGAUGGCAGCCACUGGAGCGGUGGGCGUGCUGAAGGAGACGUGAAGCCGCCACCACUCUCUCCUCUCUGCAUUCCUCCCACAUUUCCGUCGCGUCCCUUUGCAUCCUCCAUCAUGACGGUCGCUGCAAGGCACUGAGAGCAGACAGAAGAUGCUGACGUCCGACUCGCUCUACCACUUCCUCCUGGCUGGAACAUGUCUGUCUGUGUGUGGAAGUCCAGUCCUACAGCACCCAUCGGCAUCCAGGUCAAGAGAUGGCAGUCAUGCGGACGUGAGCUCACGUGGACUAACGUUGAAACCUUUAGGGGUCUCCAUCCAUAGUGACAACAAUUCCCAUGGGAAAUCCGGGCCGAGCACAUUUGAGACAAGAAGGAGGCAGGAAGCUGCACGUCAAAAAAGCACAAAGAAGAGCCACCGUGAAGCUUUGCUGAUUUCUACCAGAACAAGGACACAGAGAGACAUGGAGGACAUCAGCACACAUGACGAAGAUGCAGAGACAAACUGGACAUCUUCCACUGAGCGUUCCAAUUCAUCAUUCGGGAUCAAGAGUCCUGCCUCCUCCAGGGCCAUUCCUUCACCUGCGUCCCCUCAGACAUUCAUGGCUUUACCAUUGUUGGUUAAUGAAGGCCCAAUAUUGCCCACACCACCAGAACCACUCUUACCUGACAUUGAACCCAACAUGAUGCCCAAAGACGACAGCACUGAGAGCCUUUGGACUGAGGCCGCCAGAUCUGGUGGAGACACUGUUGCGCCGCCAUCUCAGGAGGACGCCACAGAGGCCACCAUGUCAUCUGAGGCCCUCCCUCUAAUUUUUGAGCCUCUGGAGGAAUCCGCGACAGACGGAGCCCAUCAAGCUCCGCCCGACAACUCCCUGUUUCCCACUGCCAUCAUGGUCACCCGAGGCACGCCCCUGUCGGAAGCAGACCGGGAGUUGAUGGUCACCACGCAGGCAGUCAAGGGAACCAUCCAGUCAGCCACCAUACAGACGGCAGACCUUGCAGACAAUGAUCAGAUUACCGUGGCGACGCAUCUGACUGUGCAGAAAUUCCGAUCAGGGUUAGACGACAGGGAGCUUGAGGAGGACCCAGAUGAGGAGAAUUCAGAGGAAUCCAUGGAGGAAGAGGAAAGCGAAGAAGACCUGAUGGAGACAACCAAAACAUCCAUGACGCAGCCUCCAUACAGCCUCAUCCCUCUACCGCCUGUUUGGGUCCAACGCAACCAAGGCCUGAUGCGCAGCUGGGUGGCGCUAAUCAAAGAAAAGGCAGGUUACGUGUCGGGUAUGUUGGCUCCGGUGGGCAUUGGCAUCGCGGGGGCCCUGCUCAUCGUGGGCGCCCUCUACAGCGUCAGGAGGCUUCAGCGCAAAAGGAGGAACAGCUUCAAACACCAGCGGAGGAAGGGCAGGCAAGCAGAGCAACCUCUGGAGGUCGGCACAAGCCGCCAGGAUCAGGCCAUGCUGUUGGCAGACAGCUCGGAGGACGAAUUCUGAUCAAAGAUGACGCCGGUGUUGGAAGUCAAGAUCGUCAUGACAACCGCAUACAUCACUCUUGAGUUGUUCCCCUAUGACUUUUCAAAAACAGUGUUCGGAGUGUCAGUGAAGGAGAGUGUAACCUUUCGCUUUGGAGCUUUACACUUUGACGUGGGGGGAAAAAAAUCAUUCAGCAGGGUGUAACCAGCGCAUAGAUUUGACGCAAGAAAGGGCUGAUUAAGUAAAAAUAGAUAUAAAAUAGAUAUAUAUAUUUACUGUAAAUGUGUCAUAUUAUUGUAAAGUUUACUUUAUGUUUCACGUAAAUCGUAUUUCAUAAGCAAAAUAGGUUGUUUGCCAUUUAUGAGGCAAUAGCUGGUUAGCUGAGCAAAACCUUCUUGGUUAGACCUGCUCAGUGGCGUUGUGGUUAGAGUGUCCGCCCCGAGGCUGGAAGGUCGUGAGUUCAAACCCUGGCUAAGUCAUACUAAAUGCAAUAAAAAUGGGACUCAUUACCUCCCUGCUAGGCGCUCAGCAUCAAGGGUUGGAAUUGGGGGUGAAAUCACCAAAAUGAGUCCCGAGCGCGGCCACCGCUGCUGCUCACUGCUCUCCUCACCUCCCAGGGGGUGGAACAAGAUGGGUCAAAUGCAGAGGAUAAUUUCGCCACACCUAGUGUGUGUGACUAAAAAUCACACACCACAGCCGCCAACUUCAUUUAAGAUAUAAGCUUAUCAAUUAGCUCAUUUUUUUGAUUGUUAAUUAAAUUUGUACUUAACUUAUAAAAAGAACGAGGCCAGUGGGUGCCAAAUGUAAAAGUUCAGUCAGUGUGACAUUUCUCAGAAAUUUACUUUAUUUGCAACACAAUUUGCACACGCACACAUCUGGAGCUAACAUUUAAAAACAUAUGCAACUUUGUGGUCAUUAAGCAUCAGUCAUGUUUCCUUCUUCUGCAGUAAGAAAGGUGGCAUCCUUAGUGAGAGAUUUAGCGCUCACAUUUAGAUGGACAUCUAAGAUUUAGGUUUUACCGUAUUUCCUUGAAUUGCCGCCGGGGCGCUAAUAAUUUAAAACCUCUUCUCACUCCUGCGCUCAUCAAAGGCACGCGGUCAAAAUUUGAGUGUGAUGUAAGCUUGGACCUUAAAUCCUACUUAGUAGCUCUUAAUCUUCUUCCCUUUAUGCGAUUUCUUAAUAACGGUAUUGAAAUCAGCCUCCUCCAUUUUGAAAAUGAUGACAGGGGAAGUGUCACGAGUUUGACCAGGCGGUAAUACUAAGUAUGCGCUAAUUAUUUUGCGAAGCGAGUUUAACCCGGCAGUAAUUCAAGGCAGGCGCAUACUAUAUGCCCUGCGGCUAUUCAAGGAAAUACGGUAUAUUUAACAGAUGCAUAUUUAACAUCCAUCCAUUUUCUACCGCUUAUUCCCUUUCGGGGUCGCGGGGGACGCUGGCGCCUAUCUCAGCUACAAUCGGGCGGAAGGCAGGGUACACCCUGGACAAGUCGCCACCUCAUCGCAGGGCCAACACAGAUAGACAGACAACAUUCACACUCACAUUCACACACUAGGGCCAAUUUAGUGUGGCCAAUCAACCUAUCCCCAGGUGCAUGUCUUUGGAAGUGGGAGGAAGCCGGAGUACCCGGAGGGAACCCACGCAUUCACGGGGAGAACAUGCAAACUCCACACAGAAAGAUCCCGAGCCUGGAUUUGAACCCAGGACUGCAGGGACUUCGUAUUGUGAGGCAGACGCACUAUAUUUAACAUGUCAUUUUAUAUUCAAGAUUUAGGUUUUGGUUUAACAUUUAGAUAUAAAAUUUAGAGUCAACAUUUAAUUUAAACUUCAAUGUGAUGAAAAUGAGCUAAAUCUGACAAAAUACACUGUAUUGCCAAAAGUAUUUGGCCACCCAUCCAAAUGAUCAGAAUCAGGUGUUCUAAUCACUUGGCCCGGCCACAGGUGUAUAACAUUAAGCACUUAGGCAUGGAGACUGUUUCUACAAACAUUUGUGAAAGAAUGGGCCGCUCUCAGUGAUUACCAGCGUGGAACUGUCAUAGGAUGCCACCUGUGCAACAAAUGCUGUCGUGAAAUUUCCUCGCUCCUAAAUAUUCCAAAGUCAAAUGUCGGCUUUGUUAUAAGAAAAGUGAAGAGUUGGGGAACAACAGCAAGUCAGCCACCAAGUGGUAGGCCACGUAAACUGACAGAGAGGGAUCAGCGGAUGCUGAAGCGCAUAGGGCAAAGAGGUCGCCGACUUUCUGCAGUCAGUUGCUGCAGAGCUCCCAACUUCAUUUGACCUUCCAAUUAGCCCACGUACAGUACGCAGAGAGCUUCAUGGAACGGGUUUCCAUGGCCUUGCAGCUGCAUCUAAGCCAUACAUCACCAAGUCCAAUGCAAAGCGUCGGAUGCAGUUGUAUAAAGCAGGUCGCCACUGGACUCUAGAGCAGUGGAGACGCGUUUUCUGGAGUGAUGAAUCACGCUUUUCCAUCUGGCAAUUUGAUGGAUGAGUCUGGGUUUGGAGGUUGCCAGGAGAACGCUACAAUUCGAACUGCAUUGUGCCGAGUGUGAAAUUUGGUGGAAGAGGAAUUAUGGUGUGGGGUUGUUUUUCAGGAUAUGGGCUUGGCCCCUUAGUUCCAGUGAAAAUAACUUUAAAUGCUCCAGGAUACCAAAACAUUUUGGACAAUUCCAUGCUCCCAACCUUGUAAGAACAGUUUGGAGCGGGCCCCUUCCUCUUCCAACAUGACUGUGCACCAGUGCACAAAGCAAGGUUCAUAAAGACAUGGACGAUAGAGUCUGGUUUGGAUGACGCUUGACUGGCCUGCACAGAGUCCUGACCUGAAGUUAAAGUAAAGUUAAAGUACCAAUGAUUGUCCCACACACACUAGGUGUGGGGAAAUGUGUCCUCUGCAUUUGACCCAUCCCCUUAAUCACCCCAGGGGAACUGAGGGGAGCAGUGGGCAGCAGCGGUUCUGCGCCCGGGAAUCAUUUAUGGUGAUUUAACCCCCAAUUCCAACCCUUGAUGCUGAGUUCCAAGCAGGGCACAAUGGGUGCCAUUUUUUUAUAGUCUUUGGUAUUUUAACUCCCAACCUACCGAUCUCAGGGUGGACACUCUAACCACUAGGCAACUGUGUAGGUGAACCCGACAGAACACCUUUGGGAUGAAUUAGAACGGAGACUGAGAGCCAGGCCUUCUCGACCAACAUCAGUGUGUGACCUCACCAAUGUGAUUUUGGAAGAAUGGUGGAAAAUUCCAAUAAACACACUCCACAACCUUGUGGAAAGCCUUCCCAGAAGAGUUGAAGCAUCAAUAGCUGCAGAAGAUGGACCAACGUCAUAUUGAACCCUAUGGGUUAGGAAUAGGAUGGCAUUUCAAGUUCAUAUGUGAGUCAAGGCACAUGGCCAAAUACUUUUAGCAAUAUAGUGUAUAUCUGCUAGAAAAGUGUGACUGAUCUUUUACAUUCAGCACUCCAAAGCCAACGUGUCAAGGGCGAUAGCUUCUUCAAAGCAAAGUGUUGCGAUCUCAUCAAAUUAACUUGAAUUUUGUCGUUUUUGUCAGUGUAAAAAGAAUCUGGGUGACUACUUGUCACUUUUGUGUUAUUGAUAAGAAAUCAGUGAUUUUAACUGCAAAAACACAACUUUGGUCAUUUUGUGGACGGCAUUUGUCUGAAAGGAACAAAUGAAAGUAUUACGUGAAAAAAAUGUCUGCUUCAAUUGGAGACUUUUGUUACACUUGCAAGAACAUUCUAUGUAUAGUCACAAGUUCAUGAAGUACAAACCCGUUUCCAUAUGAGUUGGGAAAUUGUGUUAGAUGUAAAUAUAAACAGAAUACAAUGACUUGCAAAUCAUUUUCAACCCAUAUUCAGUUGAAUAUGCUACAAAUACAACAUAUUUUAUGUUCAAACUGAUCAACAUUUUUUUUUUGCAAAUAGUCAUUAACUUUAGAAUUUGAUACCAGCAACACGUGACAAAGAAGUUGGGGAAGGUGGCAAUACAUACUGAUAAAGUUGAGGAAUGCUCAUCAGACACUUACUUGGAACAUCCCACACGUGUGCAGGCUAAUUGGGAACAGGUGGGUGCCAUGUUUGGGUAUAAAAACAGCUUCCCAAAAAAUGCUAAUGGUUUUCACAAGAAAGGAUGGGGCGAGGUACACCUCUUUUUCCACAACUGCGCGAGCAAAUAGUCAAACAGUUUAAGAACAACGUUUCUCAAAGUGCAAUUGCAAGAAAUUUAGGGAUUUCAACAUCUACGGUCCAUAAUAUCAUCAAAAGGUUCAGAGAAUCUGGAGAAAUCCUUCCAUGUAAGCAGCAUGGCUGGAAACCAACAUUGAAUGACCGUGACCUUCGAGCCCUCAGACGGCACUGUAUCAAAAACUGACAUCAAUCUCUAAAGGAUAUCACCACAUGGGCUCAGGAACACUUCAGAAAACCACUGUCACUAAAUACAGUUUGUCGCUACAUCUGUAAGUGCAAGUCAAAGCUCUACUAUGCAAAGCGAAAGCCAUUUAUCAACAACAUCCAGAAACGCAGCCGGCUUCUCUGGGCCCGAGAUCAUCUAAGAUGGACUGAUGCAAAGUGGAAAAGUGUUCUGUGGUCUGACCAGUCCACAUUUAAAAUAGUUUUUGGAAAUAUUCGACGUCGUGUUAUCCGGACCAAAGGGGAAGCGAAACAUCCAGACUGUUAUCGACGCACAUUUCAAAAGCCAGAAUCUGUGAUGGUAUGGGGGUGCAUUAGUGCCAAAGGCAUGGGUAACUUACACAUCUGUGAAGGCACCAUUAAUGCAGAAAGGUACAUAUAGGUUUUGGAACAACAUAUGCUGCCAUUUAAGCGCAGUCUUUUUCAUGGACGUCCCUGCUUAUUUCAGCAAGACAAUGCCAAGCCACAUUCAGCACGUGUUACAACAGCGUGGCUUCGUAAAAAAAAGAGUUUGGGUACUUUCCUGGACCGCCUGCAGUCCAGACCUGUCUCCAAUCGAAAAUGUUUGGCGCAUUAUGAACCGUAAAAUACGACAGCAGAGACCCCGGACUGUUGAACGACUGAAGCUCUACAUAAAACAAGAAUUGGAAAGAAUUCCACUUUCAAAGCUUCAACAAUUAGUUUCAACAGCUCCAUACUUGCCAACCUUGACACCUCCGAUUUUGGAAAUUGGGGGUUGGGGG
Messenger RNA from Nerophis ophidion (straightnose pipefish), 6813 nucleotides. RefSeq names its product armadillo-like helical domain-containing protein 4. Bases 372 to 1706 code for a protein of 444 amino acids. The record is from RefSeq and is a predicted model, not a curated record. The transcript has 8 exons. NCBI's taxonomy places the organism in Eukaryota, Metazoa, Chordata, Actinopteri, Syngnathiformes, Syngnathidae.